GCAGCUGCGGGCACCAUGAGCGGCCGAGUCGGGGACCUGAGCCCUCAGCAGCAGGAGGCGCUGGCCAGGUUCCAGGACAACCUCCAGGACCUGCUGCCCACGCUGCCCAAUGCUGAUGAAUACUUUCUCCUGCGCUGGCUCCGAGCUUGGAACUUUGACCUGCAGAAAUCCGAGGACAUGCUCCAGAAGCACAUAGAGUUCCGGAAGCAACAGGACCUGGACAACAUCCUCAACUGGCAGCCCCCAGAGGUGAUCCAGCUGUAUGACUCUGGUGGUCUGAGUGGCUAUGACCAUGAAGGCUGCCCUGUGUGGUUCGACAUCAUUGGGACCCUUGACCCCAGGGGUCUUCUCCUGUCAGCCUCCAAGGAGGAGCUUAUCCGGAAGCGCAUCAAGGUCUGUGAGCUGCUUUUGCGGGAGUGUGAGCUGCAGAGUCAAAAGCUGGGCAGGAAGAUCGAGACGGUGGUGAUAGUGUUUGACCUGGAGGGGCUCAGCCUGAAACACCUGUGGAAGCCAGCUGUAGAGAUCUACCAGGAGUUUUUUGCCAUAUUGGAAGCAAAUUAUCCUGAGAUGCUGAAGAAUUUAAUUGGCAUUCGAGCCCCCAAGCUCUUCCCUGUGGCCUUCAACUUGGUCAAGGUAUUCAUGAGUGAGGAAACACAAAGGAAGAUAGUGAUUCUGGGAGGCAACUGGAAGCAGGAGCUGCAAAAGUUCAUCAGCCCUGACCAGCUGCCCAUGGAGUUUGGGGGGACCAUGACUGAUCCUGAUGGCAACCCCAAGUGCCUGACCAAGAUCAACUAUGGGGGUGAGGUGCCCAAGAGCUACUACCUGCGCAACCAGGUGAAGAUGCAGUAUGAGCACAAGAUAACUGUGGCCCGAGGCUCCUUUGUGCACGUGGAGAAUGAAAUCCUAUUCCCGGGCUGUGUGCUCAGGUGGCAGUUUGCAUCACAUGGGGCAGACAUCGGCUUUGGGGUUUUCCUGAAGACCAGGAUGGGGGAGCGGAAGCGGAUAGGGGAAAUGGUGGAGGUGCUCCCCAUCCGGCGCUACAAAGCCCACCUGGUACCUGAGGACGGGAGCCUCACCUGCCUCAAGCCUGGCGUCUAUGUUCUGCGCUUUGACAACACCUACAGUCUGAUACACAUCAAGAAGGUCAGCUACACUGUGGAGGUGCUGCUCCCAGACAAGGCCUCUGAGGAGAAGAUUCAGGGUCUUGAGGCAAGGAGACCAUCUCCAGUGCAAUGA
This is a messenger RNA of Hyaena hyaena (striped hyena), 1236 nucleotides long. Its product is annotated as SEC14-like protein 4. Bases 16 to 1236 code for a protein of 406 amino acids. The record is from RefSeq and is a predicted model, not a curated record. Gene Ontology annotation, cellular component: cytoplasm. Lineage: Eukaryota; Metazoa; Chordata; Mammalia; Carnivora; Hyaenidae. The transcript has 12 exons.